Bubalus bubalis (water buffalo) is the source of this 6432-nucleotide messenger RNA. RefSeq names its product stonin 2 (gene STON2). The transcript is spliced from 7 exons. The record is from RefSeq and is a predicted model, not a curated record. Gene Ontology annotation, biological process: synaptic vesicle endocytosis; clathrin-dependent endocytosis; regulation of endocytosis. Gene Ontology annotation, cellular component: AP-2 adaptor complex; synaptic vesicle. NCBI's taxonomy places the organism in Eukaryota, Metazoa, Chordata, Mammalia, Artiodactyla, Bovidae. Gene Ontology annotation, molecular function: clathrin-cargo adaptor activity. The coding region runs from base 643 to 3345 and encodes 900 amino acids.
GUACUGGAGUGGGUUGCCAUUUCCUUCUCCAGGGGAUCUUCCUGACCCAGGCAUCGAACUAGGCAGACGCUUUACUGUCUGAGCCACCAGGGAAGUCAGAUGUUUCAAAUGUCAGAUUAAUUCACCAGCCCUUUCAGUUGUUGGUGAGAAGACCCUCCCUCUGCACCGGAGUUGGAGGGAUUUGGAAGCUGUACUGGAGGAGACACAGAGGCACAUGGGGCAGGGGGCAGGUUGCCGAGUUCAGAGCCACACCCGCCCCUGACAGCUGGGAAACUUGGAGAAGUUGCUUGAUUUUUUCUGAGCCAAAGUCUCUCUCACAUUGCAAAAUGAGGGCUCAAAAAAAAAAAAAACUUUUUUUUUUUUUUUUUUGGAGGAAUUGUACUAAGGAUGGUGCUAAUGAAUAGAAACCCCUAGUGCCAUUCCAGGGAUGUGGUUAUAGAUCAGUAGCAGACAGAGGAGGUCUACAAGAUUUCUGCUUGGCAGAUUAGCCAAAGGCAAGAGAGGCUACUCUGUUCGUGUUUUGCAUCCACGACAGACCCCAGGCCCACGUCCACUGUGCUCCCAGACCCCCACCCAGCCCCAGACAUCGCUCUGGGGUCUGCCUGAGGCCUGCAGUGUGAAGAUGCCCAGCACCUUCCUAGCAUGACGACCCUGGACCAUGUGAUCGCCACCCACCAGUCCGAGUGGGUCUCCUUCAAUGAGGAGCCACUCUUUCCCGUCCCUUCUGAGGGGGGCCCCAAAGAGCACCUCCCAGGAGCAUCCUCUUCCUCAGACCAGUCCGAGAGCUCCUCUGGGGAGCACCAUGCCUUGGAUGGAGGCUCUCAGGACCUUUCCCACUCGGAGCAUGAUGACUCUUCCGAAAAGCUAGGCCUCAUCUCUGAAGCAGCCUCCCCUCCCGGGAGCCCCGAGCAGCACCCACCUGAGCUGGUCUCAGCCAUCAGCGGCUGGGUUCAGUUUGAAGAUGAUGCACCCUGGGCCAGCUCAUCACCACCUCCCAAAGAAGCAGGGGGGACAGGUAGGCCAGCCACAUCACUGGCCAUGCCCUGCUGGACCUGCCCGUCCUUCGACUCCCUGGGGAGAUGCCCUCUGCCCUCCGAGAGCAGCUGGACCACACAUUCUGAAGACACCAGUAGUCCUAGUUUUGGCCCCUCGUACACAGACCUGCAGCUCGUCAGUGCUGGGGAGCAGAGUGGCCUGGCUUCCGGGGCCGACUCGACAGACAAUUCCUCCUCUCUUCAGGAGGAUGAAGAGGUAGAGAUGGAGGCCAUCAGCUGGCAGGCCGGCAGCCCGGCCGUGAACGGGCACCCCGCCACACCAGUGACCUCUGCGCGUUUCCCCAGCUGGGUCACUUUUGAUGACAAUGAAAUCAGCGGCCCUUUGUCCCCCAUCACAUCUCCUCUGAAGCCAGAAACACUGCCUCUCGCCUCUGUGACCCCAGAUGGACCUUACAACUCAACAGGGUCAUUUAAGAAGAGGGAACGGCCCAAGAGCACUUUGAUGAACUUCUCCAAAGUUCAGAAGCUAGAUGUGUCCUCCGUAAGCCAUCUGCCUGCUGUGCCGGAGGCUCCACCUUGGAGGGCCACCAAUCCUUUUCUGAAUGAGACGCUACAGGAUGUACAGCCCUCCCCCAUCAACCCUUUCCGGGCUUUCUUUGAGGAGCAGGAGAGGCGAGCCCAGAGCAGUUCUGUGUCCGGUACCCCAGGCAAGAGCCAGAGAGAUUCCCUCAUUGUCGUCUACCGGGACGCCAUCAGUUUUGAUGACUCGAGCCGAAACCAGUCACGCUCGGAUGCUAUGGAAAAACUCAAGCGGCUCCAAAUCGAGGAUUCCGACCACUUGGGUGGUGUGACACUCCCUGAUGAUGACCCGGCUGCCUGGGCUGAACUGGAUGCUCACCCAGCAGGCUCCGAGCAGUCCCCGCCCAGGGAUGGGUGGCCCAUGAUGCUUAGGAUCCCCGAGAAGAAGAACAUCAUGUCCUCCAGGCACUGGGGACCCAUCUAUGUCAAACUGACAGACGGUGGUUACCUGCAGCUGUAUUACGAGCAGGGCCUGGAGAGGCCAUUCCGUGAGUUCAAGCUGGAGAUGUGCCAUGAGAUUUCCGAACCCCGGCUCCAAAACUAUGACGAGAACGGUAGGAUUCACAGCUUGCGGAUAGACCGGGUCAACUACAAGGAGAAGAAGAAGUACCAGCCUAAACCCGCCGUGGCCCACUUGGCCGAGAGGGAGCAAGUCAUCAAGCUGGGCACCACCAACUACGAGGACUUCCUGAGCUUCAUCCGUGCGGUUCAGGACCGCCUCAUGGAGCUGCCGGUGUUGUCAACGGAGCUGAGCACGGUCGGGCUGAACUACCUAGAAGAGGAGAUGACGGUGGACGUCCAAGAUGAAUUCUCUGGCCUCGUGAGCAAGGGAGACAACCAGAUCCUCCAGCACCGUGUCCUGACACGGAUCCACGUGCUGAGCUUCCUCUCGGGCCUGGCCGAGUGCCGGCUGGGUCUCAACGACGUCCUGGUCAAAGGGAACGAGGUGGUGUCCCGCCAGGACAUCGUGCCCACCACUACCACCAAAUGGAUCCGGCUCCACGAGUGCCGCUUUCACGGCUGCGUGGAUGAGGACGUGUUCCGCGGCUCGCGCGUCAUCCUCUUCAACCCUCUGGACGCCUGCCGCUUCGAGCUCAUGCGGUUCCGGACUGUGUUCGCCGAGAAGACCUUGCCCUUCACGCUCAGGACGGCGGCGAGCAUCCACGGGGCGGAGGUGGAGGUGCAGAGCUGGCUGAGGAUGUCGGCGGGCUUCUCCUCCAACUGGGACCCCCUCACCCAGGUCCCCUGCGAGAAUGUGAUGGUCCGCUACCCUGUGCCCAGCGAGUGGGUGAAAAACUUCCGCAGGGAAAGCGUCCUGGGGGAGAAGUCUCUGAAAGCCAAAGUGAACCGGGGGGCGAGUUUUGGCUCAGCCAGCAUUUCCGGCUCUGAGCCGGUCAUGAGAGUCACCCUGGGGACUGCCAAGUACGAGCACGCUUUCAAUGCCAUCGUGUGGAGGAUAAACCGACUGCCCGACAAAAACUCAGCUUCUGGUCACCCACACUGUUUCUUCUGCCACCUUGAACUUGGCUCGGACCGGGAAGUGCCUUCCAGAUUUGCCAAUCACGUGAACGUCGAGUUCAGCAUGCCUACAACGUCUGCCUCCAAAGCUGCUGUGAGAUCCAUCUCUGUGGAAGACAAGACGGACGUCAGGAAGUGGGUCAAUUAUUCCGCACACUACAGCUACAAGGUGGAAAUUGAGCAAAAAAAGAGUUUGAAGCUGGACUUGGAAGGAGACGACAUGGAAAAUCCCAAGGAGUGCGGGGUCCAGUGAUGAGGCUGUCUUGCAGGGGUUCCUGACCCAAGUGGCCCGAUAGGAUGUCUUCCUGAAUAGCUGAAAUUCAAGUCAGUACCUAGCAUGGCUCCUCCCUGUGGGGAACAGGGUAUGGACCGUCCUGUUUGUAGUUACCUGUAUUCUAACAGGAACCCUAAGGUGGCUGCCUGAGAGAGGCUCUGACUAUGCUUGAAGCUCUCGGGUCCCCUGGCCUGUGGAGCUUACCGUAUAAUUAAGCCUCGUCUCCACUCUUGCUUAUCUCACGGCUCUUGCGUGUGGCUUGUCGUGACUGAUAAUAGUCAGGAAAAGACGCCCCCCCCCCACCCCCGCCACCCCCUACAGCGUUGGUGCGGUUCCUUCUUGAUGUUCAUCUGUCAAUCAAUUUCUGGAAAACAGUUUCUUGAGAAGUUAAUUAACCAAGACUCCACCUCCAUCAUUCCCUCUAGAGAAAAAAAUGACAAAAGGUACAAAACCAAUUUCUUCUCUGGGUCUGCUAGACCUUUCAUAGGUGUCUCUGUGCUUCAAAUGUUAGCACUAUGCAAGAAGGACGUUUCUGAAAUGUUUUCUUCCGGGUUCAAGAUUGAAACGCUUUUUCCAUCUUUCUAAAGUGUCAGUCCCAGGGUUCACCAUCCUGAGUCACAAUAGACAAUGGGGAAAAGGGCACAAUAGGAUGCUUUUAAAUUCCGUAAUUAGCCCUGUAUUCUGCAGAGUGGCUGUUGAAGGGAAAGCAAAAUUGAGCUAUUUUUCUUCGUUCCGGGGAAAAGGAACGUUCAUUUUGAGAUAAUAUUCAAUUCAGGAGACAGCUUCAAGCUCAGUGAUUUUCUAAAAUCACACUGAAAAAUAUAUGCCAUUUCUGACUCCUGAAAUAAAUGGAUACAUAUUAUCUCAGGCAUUUGUCAAGGGCAUUUUGGGAACUCCAUUUUAUACCUCAUAGCCAAUAGACAGCUGUGUGUCUCUAACUCAGACUUUACAGGAAAUGUAAUUUGAAAAGAUCAUUUUAAAAGCUGUUUCAAAAUUAAGCUUGUAGGAGUUUUUCCUAAAAAUCCACAGUUUGAUAAUCACAGUAUUCUAAUAGAUCUGAAAGGCAGAAGACUCUAGGGUAGAGAUAGGGGGAAGCCAUAUUUUUCUAAUGUUGGGAACCUUAAAUCCUGAUUCCAAGGAUCUAGGACACUCAGUAUUCUUUCUCUUCAUCUGCUCCUGCUCACAUCCUGUACCUCCGCAUCCCAAAGGGGAUACUAGCUCAACAAUUUAAAGGCAGCUUUUAUUUGCCUUCUUAGUUCUCUGAUGAAGAAGAGAGUAAGGGGGGCAGAAAGUACGCCUAUCAGAUUUAUAGAUGACCCAGAAGUAGACACAUAUAUCUAGUCUGUUGACUAGUAGAUUCAGGAUUAAUUCAUCCCAUGAAUAUUCACUGAAUUCUAACUAUGUACUGACAUUGGGAUACAGAAAUCAUUAUAAUUUUUGAAAUAUGUGAACAUAAGACUGAAACUAAAAGGAUAAAAUUGAACAGGCAUUAACGAGAGACUCCCAUACUCUGAGUUUCUUAAAUGCAACCUUCUGAGUAUAGACGAGAGCACCUAUGUGUGCACGAUGUGUGUGUUAAUGGGAAAGGUGUUAGAAAGUCCUGGUUGCACAGCAGUUUUUGUAGGAAUGUUUUCUUAGGGAAAUAUGAGUCCAGCUUUGAGUUAGGGGCAUCUCACGGCUAAACGGACACACUCGGCCUGUGGUGACAGAAAUCCAGGGAGCCCUGCACGCGGCACAGCUCAGUCCACAUCUGCAUGGAGGACUGGGUUCCCUUCUGGGAACCGCAUUUUAAGAGAGACAUUAAUAAAUUAUUGCAUCCAGAGUCAGGUGGCCAGGACCAUGAAGAGUCUGAUUAUAUGUGGAACCGGGAAAUAGUUCCCCUGAAGAACAGAAGGUAUAGCUGCAAAGGGAAAAAGAGAGGAUGAUAUAAUAGCUGCCUUGAAAUCUCCAUUGAACUAUAAAAGGGGAGAGGAACUGGAUUUUUCCUGUGUUGCUUCAAAGGGCAAAAAGAGGAGCUUAAUAGAUGACAGAUGUUUGCUUCAACACAAGAAAGAACCUUGUAAUAGGAGUUAUUCUAAAGAGGAAUGGACUCAACUAGUAGAAUUUCCAGUUGCUAUAGAUACCCAAGCAAAAGCUAAAAUAAUCCAUCUCUCCUAAAUGCCAUGAAAGGGACUCUAAGAUUGGAUGUAGGCAAGGUUCUUACCAAGAUACCUUCUACAUAGAUGUUUAGUUUCAGCAGUAAUAGGACUCUAACUCUACCUGGUUUUAGUUUGUAAGUGGCUUUUCAUGCUCUUUGAAAUACGGUGGGUUCCUCUAGAGGUCUUUGUCAAGUGGGGGGACUCCAAGGCAUAGUCCUUCCCCCGUUGUGCUGAAAGCUCAUGAGAAUUCCUCAUAGAAUUACUGAGAUGGGUGGAAGAGUUGUCAAGGUCAAGCGUAUUCUAGCACCUUCUUUACCCAAGUUUAGAGCCCAUGCACCCUCUCAAGAGCUCCGCUUCACCUGCUAGCAUUGCGUAUGUAUUGAUGGUUGGAGCCUUUUUUCCUAUUGGUUAAUUCUCAUUGCCUUUGUGCUUUACCUGGAUUUUUUUUUUUUUUUAAACCAAGGGUUGGAAAACUUCCUUCCAUGCUAUCUACAUUCAAAUUAUCAUUCAUUUUUAAAAACUUAACAUCUUGAUUUCAUCAGAUUUGUUUUUCCUCUGUAUUUUAGAAAUUGUUUAUGGGUAGCAUUUAGGGAAUUGCAAAAUGUAAGACUGCUUAUUUUUAGACAUAGUUUCUAUGUAGUUUUGUUAAUAGCCUACAUGGAAAACACAGUUGGACAAAUACCUUUUUGAUAUGCAGAUUAAGUUUGCUACCCUGGAUUUCUAUUUUGUGUGUCUAUAGCCACAAAUAUUCCUUUUUUAUGUUACCAGUAAUGUGAAAAUAUUAGAAGUGAAUUCAUUUUUACCAGUACACAGACUGUUACUAUUAGAACAUAAAUUAGAUGUCCCUUGAUAUCAAGAGCUGUCCCUUUUUUUUUCUUUUUUUUUUUUUGAGGCUGGUGACUUGCUUUAUGACUUCAUAGUAAAGGAA